Molecule: messenger RNA, 3415 nt
Organism: Oncorhynchus nerka (sockeye salmon)
Lineage: Eukaryota; Metazoa; Chordata; Actinopteri; Salmoniformes; Salmonidae
Gene: ptpn9b
Product: protein tyrosine phosphatase non-receptor type 9b
Exons: 10
Biological process (GO): protein dephosphorylation
Molecular function (GO): protein tyrosine phosphatase activity
Source: RefSeq, a predicted model, not a curated record
CCUGGUCGUGAUGCUAAGGGUGCUGCUCUGGCUCUGUUCACCGCUCGUCUCCACCGCUCUGACGUCACUACCCAUAGGGCUGUGCUGCAGGCCAUCAUCUUUCAGCUGGACAAAGCCAUCGAGAGUGUUGACACCCAGAGAGAUGGUUUAAUAUUCAUCUAUGACAUGACCAACUCCAGCUAUGGGAACUUUGACUAUGAGCUCUGUGUCAAGAUCCUCGACCUCCUCAAGGGUGCGUUCCCAGCGCGUCUGAAGUGUGUGUUCAUCGUGUCGUCUCCUCUCUGGUUCAGAGCUCCCUUCGCCGUCCUCAGACUCUUCGUACGUGAGAAGCUGAGAGAGAGGGUGUGUACAGUGAAGGCCCACGAGCUGUCCAAUUACAUCCCAGUCUCUUCUCUUCCGGAACACCUGGACGGAACCUCCCGGUACAGCCACGUUGCCUGGAUACAGUCCUGCGUCAACACACACACCGCCCCAGGCGACGCGCACACACACCCGCACGACACACACGACUGCGUGGGCAGCCUGUUGCUCUCGUACAACCUGGAGCCUCACAACGCUAACGCCGCCGCUACGUUAGCCGCUACGCAAACCUCCAUAGACUCCCACUCGGAUUCGCCGCUGCUGUUAGCCUCCGAGCUAGCGUCAGCGGCUACGGCUAACUCCAACUGCUACGACGACAGUAAUGCUAACCCACACGUCCACUGUGGUACAGUGAACGGCAGGACUCGAGGCCGGGCCCAGAACAGCCCCCAGAGCUCUGGACCACAGAGGAAUCGCCAACAUUGGAACGGUUCUGCCCGUAACUACGGGGUCAAGGGAGGGUUGGGGGUUAAUACCGUUGUUGGGGUUGUUAGCGGCGCUAGCCCCAAUGCUAACAGCGCGAAUGGUCGCCAGCCCCCUCCCCAGUCAGACACGCCCCCGGACACACCCCUCCACCACAAAGUAGUAGGAAUUACGAUGAGUUUCGGGUCAGAAACCCUCGUCGACGGAACAGCGAACGAGGAAGAGCGGGAAGGAGAGGAGGAGGAAGAGGAUGAGGUAGAUGGGGUGCCUCCUCUCCCUCAGAAGUCUCUCCCGCGCCACCCUCAACCCCCGCCGUCCCAGUGCCCCUCGCUCUGCGGCGCGUCUCAGCCGGACGAGGACCCUUGUCCCCAGGAAGAGGUGUCUGUACACAUGCCUGACGGGGGAGGGAUGAACGUGUUGGAGCUGGUGGAGCACGUGAAGAAGAGGAAGAAGAAAGGAAUCUACCAGGAGUACGAAGAGAUACGCAAGGAGCCUCCUACUGGUAGCUUUGACUACAGCAAAAAGCUGUCCAAUCAGAUCAAGAACAGGUACAGUGAUGUCCUCUGUCUGGACCAAUCACGUGUCAGACUCUGCCAGCUCUGUGAUGAUGAGGACGAGACGUCAGACUACAUCAAUGCUAGUCUUAUGGACGGCUACAAGAGGAGCAACGCUUAUAUCGCAACUCAGGGUCCUCUGCCGAAGACGUUUGGUGAUUUCUGGCGCAUGGUGUGGGAGCAGAUGGUGCUGAUAGUUGUCAUGACUACCAGGGUGGUAGAGCGUGGGAGAGUAAAGUGUGGUCAGUACUGGCCGAAAGAGGAGGGGACAACGGAGCAGCAUGGACACUUCCUGGUUAGGAACACAUCCAUCCAGCUAUAUCAGGACUUUAGACUGUCUCACCUGGAGCUAUACAACAGCCAGACAGGUGAGAGGAGGGAGGUCUCCCACUACCUGUAUGUCAGCUGGCCAGACUUCGGUGUGCCCAAGUGUGCGUUGGCCAUGUUGGAUUUCCGUGAGCACGUGCAGCAGCGGCAGGAGGCGGCGCUGAGGAGUCUGGGAGCUGAGUGGGUGGGACCCCCAGGUGGGCCACCGCUGGUCGUACACUGCAGCGCAGGUAUCGGACGCACAGGUACGUUCUGUACCCUGGACAUCUGUCUGUCCAGGCUGGAGGACAUUGGGACGGUGGAUGUGUGUGAGACAGUGAGGAGGAUGAGGACCCAGAGAGCCUUCAGUAUACAGACCUGGGAUCAGUAUUACUUCUGCUACACGGCCGUCAUCGAGUACGCACAGCGACACGGCAAACUGACCCCGGUACAGUGGUCCGAUUCAGACCUAGAGACAGACAGCGAGUGACGGGGAUGGGAUGGCUGGAAACAGGAUGUGUCCCAGGAAGAGGAAGAGGGUGGAGGAUGGAAUGAACGCAGGCUGAGGGAGAUGGAGGAGGGAUGGAAACAGGAUGUGUCCCAGGAAGAGGAAGAGGGUGGAGGAUGGAAUGAACGCAGGCUGAGGGAGAGGGAGAUGGAGGAGGGAUGGAAACAGGAUGUGUCCCAGGAAGAGGAAGAGGUGGAGGAUGGAAUGAACGCAGGCUGAGGGAGAUGGAGGAGGGAUGGAAACAGGAAGAGGAAGAGGGUGGAGGAUGGAAUGAACGCAGGCUGAGGGAGAUGGAGGAGGGAUGGAAACAGGAUGUGUCCCAGGAAGAGGAAGAGGAAGAGCGUGUGAAAGCUAAAUGACUCUUGAGUUACUCCCCCAAUCAUGAGGAGGAGGAGAAGAUGAGAUGUAUCAACGAUUGAUUGAUUGAUUGAUUGAUAGAGCAGAGUCCUGCCAUUUAGUAUGUAGUGGGGCGGCUCUGAGCUAAGAGGAGCUCUCCUGUCCCGGCCUAUUUCUCCCAUAGAGCUAAGAGGAGCUGGCCUCUCCUGGCCUGGCCUGUUUCUCCCAUAGAGCUAAGAGGCGCUGGCUUGUCCUGGCCUGGCCUGUUUCUCCCAUAGAGCUAAGAGGAGCUGGCCUCUCCUGUCCUGUCCUGACCUGGCCUGUUUCUCCCAUAGAGCUAAGAGGAGCUGGCCUCUCCUGUUCUGGCCUGGCCUGUUUCUCCCAAAGAGCUAAGAGGCGCUGGCUUGUCCUGGCCUGGCCUGUUUCUCCCAUAGAGCUAAGAGGAGCUGGCCUCUCCUGUCCUGGCCUGGCCUGUUUCUCCCAUAGAGCUAAGAGGAGCUGGCCUGACCUGGCCUGUUUCUCCCAUAGAGUUAAGAGGAGCUGGCCUGACCUGGCCUGUUUCUCCCAUAGAGCUAAGAGGAGCUGGCCUCUCCUGGCCUGACCUGGCCUGUUUCUCCCAUAGAGCUAAGAGGCGCUGGCUUGUCCUGGCCUGGCCUGUUUCUCACAUAGAGCUAAGAGGAGCUGGCCUGACCUGGCCUGUUUCUCCCAUAGAGCUAGCUAGAGGGCUCUGCUUUGCACCUGUGCGACAAUGUCUUGUGUGACAGCAUGUGCUGCACCAUAGAGGUCUGUCUAAAUCUAUGGUCGCUCUCCCUAGUCGUACAUCCUAGUGACAAUGGCCCACUGGACUGUCACCAUAGAGGUCUGUCUAAGUCUAUGGUCGCUCUCCCUAGUCGUACAUCCUAGUGACAAUGGCCCACUGGACUGUCAA